Phycodurus eques (leafy seadragon) is the source of this 7701-nucleotide messenger RNA. RefSeq names its product C-terminal-binding protein 2. The record is from RefSeq and is a predicted model, not a curated record. Lineage: Eukaryota; Metazoa; Chordata; Actinopteri; Syngnathiformes; Syngnathidae. The transcript is spliced from 9 exons. Gene Ontology annotation, molecular function: transcription corepressor activity; NAD binding; oxidoreductase activity, acting on the CH-OH group of donors, NAD or NADP as acceptor. Bases 478 to 3561 code for a protein of 1027 amino acids.
CUUGCUAUUCCACUAAACAUGGCAUCUGGCUAACAAAAACGUUUUUGAAGUCUGCAGUGUGUACUAUGUGGUCCCGUGAUGUCAUAGCAAGUAGAGGAUUUAAGCAGGUUUUAGUUUGUUGCUAAUCCCACUGUGGCAACUUCUCUGGAUCACUGCGUCUACCAAUGGGUGCUUUUGUCUUCAAAGUAAUGCAAGCACCGGCAUUAACCCUGCUGAAGUGGAGUUGUACCUUCCCCCAAAAUUGUAUGUUGUAUGACGUUCUAAUGUUUCUGGGGUUGAAUUAUUGAUUCAAGAGUCACAUGAUAGCAUAGACGUAAGAAUGAGGAUAAGGGGGGGACCUACAGCUGCAGAUCAGGUGAGGGUAGCGUUUCACCUCUUCGCUCCUCCCUUUUUGAUAGGCACAGGUGUAAUUGGAGAGUUGAAAUACAACACUUGUCUAUUUUUCCUCUCCUUUAGCGGUCCAUUUUAUCUUCCCUCAUGCCUAACCUAAGUGAGCGGUCGCCUUUCAGUGGUUCUGCGGCCCACGGGGGUACAUAUUGGUCUCAGGGCCAGAGAGACGGGGCCGUGAGUCGUUGUCUCUACUGUGGGACCAUUCCCGAUCUGAGGAAUUCAUUGGCGCUAAGCGGAGGUGAAACUGGAAGUUGCUUUCCGCAACACCUGGAUCUUAAGAGGCAGGUCCCGGUCGCUGGUUCUUCGCCGCGUGAUCAGGUCCACCAACCGGAGCAGGAGCAUCUCAUGAGGCAGACCUCUCAGCCGGAUCUCUGCGACAGCCUUUACCAAAAGCAAGCCAUGUCAGGCCGGGGUGCUGCCCCGCUUCAUGGUUAUUUUCAGGCCACCCCAACUGGUCAGCCACCCGAAGAGUCUGGGUUUUAUAGAGAUAACUAUCACCUGCUCACGAAAUCAGCCUCGCAUUACGGGCACGGAGCGAGGGCGUUGAGGCCUUCAUGGGAUCAAGCGCAAGCGAGAGCCACACCUUCUGUGCAGGCCUCUGAUUCUACACCUAUCCCCGUUCCCCCACUGCCUCCUCCCCCGCCACCUCCUCCCCUUCCUGUUCAUGAGCUGAGCCGUUUGUACAGGGAAACCUUGGGAUCUAAGAUUAUCUUGGACGCUCAGCGUAUUGCCGGCAGCUCUCCUUCACCUGCAGUCUACGGACCACAGCCCCAUCUUCCCAAUUACGCCGCCGAGCAGUUGUCUGUCUCUGCUCACCAACCGUUAAACGAUUUCAGCAGCUUGUCCCUGGAGCUCCACCAGUCGGCUUCCACCGGUUCCGCGGUGGAUCCGGCUUCUCGGGGAAUGGACGGCACUCUCCCUCGUGUUUACGGACCUGUAGCCUCCCAGGGACUUCCUUAUGACCCAAACUAUGAUCCCAGCACUGCCUCGAUGGCUGCCACAGCAGGAAUGUCCUCUGGUUUUUCUCCUCACCAUCCUAGCGCUACAGACCCCAGGAAGAUGGCAGAUUCUGCCUUUUUAGCAUUUUUACGAGGUGAAGGUUUGGCUGAGAGUACCAUCACACUCCUGCUGCAACAUGGCUUUGAUUCCUUCUCCAUGCUUUCGAUGAUGGAGGACCACGACGUCCGCUCAGUGGCCCCGAAUUUGGCCCAGGCCCGCGUUCUUUCCCGCAUUGUGCUCGGUUACAAGACUGGUGGGACUGCACCACGUACCCGAUCCAACAGCUUCAGCCACCGCAACGACUAUUACGUGCAGCCCCAAGGUUUGACUAUGGAUCCUGGACUGAUGCAGCAACCCCCCACCACUAUCCAGACGGUGUCCCCCAGAUUGGGAGAGUUUCUCGGGAGAAGACCCAACAGCGCACCGUCACAACACCUUUUAGAGACCACCACUUAUCCAGCACCGCGCCCCCUGGCAACUGGAGCUUUACCAAUCAGCCCCGGAGGAUAUAGCAAUGCUGUAAACCAGGGAAGACCCUUCUCCAUGUACAACGCCCACACUGGCCUCGCCAUGUCUGCUCUUGGCCAACAGCCCCUACCCGCCCCAGGAACCCCUGGAGCUGCACCCAAAACCUUCUCAGGCUCUUAUUCCCCCAUGGAGCUGAUGAAAAGAGCCCCCAACCUUCCCCCGGCGUCGCCGGUAGCGGCUCUGAGCCCUCUUCACAGUCCGCAACUCCUCCGGAAAGGGAUCAACGCCGCUCCAGAGAGUAACGUUGUUGCAGCCGCUUCCUCCACAGCUCUCCGAGCGCAAAACCUUAACAACACCAAGUUGGUGGGACGCCGCACCGGUCCACCUGUCAUUGUCUCAACCAUGACCACCACACCUGACACAAGUAUCCGGCCCCAAAUAAUGAACGGGCCCAUGCACCCGCGGCCCUUGGUGGCGCUGCUGGACGGGCGCGACUGCACGGUGGAGAUGCCCAUCCUCAAGGACCUGGCCACCGUCGCCUUCUGCGACGCGCAGUCCACGCAGGAGAUUCACGAGAAGGUGCUGAACGAGGCGGUGGGGGCCAUGAUGUACCACACCAUCACCCUGACCAGGGAGGACCUGGAGAAGUUCAAAGCGCUGCGCAUCAUCAUCCGCAUCGGCAGCGGAUACGACAACAUCGACAUUAAAGCCGCCGGAGAGCUCGGCAUCGCCGUGUGCAACAUCCCGUCGGCGGCCGUGGAGGAGACGGCCGACUCCACCCUGUGCCACGUCCUCAACCUCUACCGGCGGAACACCUGGCUCUACCAGGCCCUCCGGGAGGGCACGCGGGUCCAGAGCGUGGAGCAGAUCCGCGAGGUGGCGUCCGGCGCCGCGCGCAUCCGGGGAGAGACGCUGGGCCUCAUCGGGUUCGGUCGGUCGGGGCAGGCGGUGGCGGUGCGCGCCAAGGUGUUCGGCUUCAACGUGAUCUUCUACGACCCGUACCUGCAGGACGGCCUGGAGCGCUCGCUGGGCGUGCAGCGCGUCUACACGCUGCAGGACCUCCUGUACCAGAGCGACUGCGUCUCCCUGCACUGCAACCUCAACGAGCACAACCACCACCUCAUCAACGACUUCACCAUCAAGCAGAUGCGUCAGGGGGCGUUCCUGGUGAACACGGCCCGGGGCGGCCUGGUGGACGAGAAGGCGCUGGCCCAGGCCCUGAAGGAGGGCCGGAUACGCGGGGCCGCCUUGGACGUACACGAGACCGAACCCUUCAGUUUUGCUCAAGGGCCCCUGAAAGACGCUCCCAACCUGAUCUGCACACCUCACACGGCCUGGUACAGCGAGCAAGCCUCUCUGGAAAUGCGGGAAGCCGCCGCCACCGAGAUCCGAAGAGCCAUCACGGGCCGUAUUCCUGACAGCUUAAGAAACUGCGUCAACAAGGAGUUCUUCGUCACCACGGCGCCCUGGGCCGUCAUGGACCAACCUGCCGUUCACCCGGAACUCAACGGCGCCGCCUACAGAUACCCGCCAGGCGUGGUCGGCGUGGCGCCGGGCGGCCUUCCCGGGGCGCUAGAGGGCAUGGUGCCCGGCGGGGUGCCCGUCGCCCACACCCUGCCCUCUGGUACCCACCCCUCGCAGGCGCCGUCGCCCAACCAGCCGUCCAAACACAGCGAGCCCAGAGAGCACCUCACCGAGCAAUAGCGGCGACAAGGGACUACCAGACCCCCAACCGCCCCCUCCUAAACCGGGACCAAAAGACAGUGCCCCUAUUCUGACAGAUUCUGGUGGAAUUUGUACUUUUAAUGUCUCGUUUUUAUUUUUGUAUAUUUUUUGGGGGGAGGGGGAGAGGAACGCCAACUGCCGUGGACUUUGUUUUGGGAACAUGCAUAAACAAACAGCCCCCCCCCCCACCCUUUUUUUUAAACUGCUCCUCUAUCUAUCCCUGAUCUGCCGCCCUUUGACCCUUCCCCAUCUUCUGAAACUAACAUGUUGUUUAGCCACCCCGACUUCCUUCUCUUGAAAAAAACUUAAAAAUCAUAUCUACAAAAAAAAAGCUGAAAAUCAAUUAGCGUUUAGCAAGUGCAAGAAUUAAAAAAAAAAAAACACCUUGCACACUUGAUUGUUGGAGUCCGAUGUUAUUCCGGUGGGAAAAGAAAAUUGUGACGACAAACUUAACGACUCAGGAAUACCCACCCCCCCCCAGACCCCAAUUGUAUUAUUUUUUUUAUUAUUUUUUGUUUUUAAGCAGUUUCAGUGGUGAGUUGAAGAAAAACUGAAAACGAGGCACAUCUCCAGUGUGUGACGAGUUGGGCACAAGUCCUGUUAGGUCGCUAUUGAUUAGUUGGAUGUUCCUAUAAGCGUCGUCCUGUGUGCUCCACUUCCUCUUCUACUAUUUCCUUUGUUCAGGCUCAUCCUGUGCUCUUGUCAAAAGCAAUAGCAGAAAACUCCUCAACCGUAGUUUGGCGAUCAUAGCAGAGCGAAGCAGCCACCCCACCCCACCCCCACCCAGCAAAUAUGCUUUUGUUUUUAGCGUGAGUAUUUGUAUUUGUUUAUUGUAUCAGGUGAAAAUUUAGCAUUCAGUGCAGUUCCAAUAAAAUAAUAAUAAUAAUAAACGAUUGAAACAAAACUUGUUUCCAAGUUUUGUGGUUUUAUUUGUGAAGGCCACAAGAGGGCGCCACAGUACCCGAUGAUGUAAAAAAGGUCGUUUUUUUUUUUCUUUUUUCGAUGACCAGAUUUGAAAUAUGUUCAAAUGUAUUAUAUUUCAAUACAAUUUUCAAAUGUUUGCGCAAAUUGUAAUCGAAAUAAAAAUAAAAUGGUUUAAAAUAUUCAAAAAUUAUUCUCCCCCAGUAUUUUCAAAAUUGCAUACUUUUGUCAAGACCUGAAUUUCCAGGUUUCUCGGGUAAGAAAAUCAAAUAAUUUGUAACAUUUGAGUAAAUAGAUGCAUCAUUCUGAAGAUAAAUGUUUCAUGAUGUGGCCAAAUCAUCUCCAGAAGAUGAUGGCUAACUAAUAUAGCUCAUGCAUAGAGAAAAGACGACUUUUGUGCUUUUUCCUGCUUCUGCCAAAAUUCUGAGGUACCGGAAUCAAAUCCGGUUUUCCUGUUGGAGAUGUCAAAACAGUUCACAAAGAGCCUGCAUUUAGUGUAGUGAAGUCUUGUUUGGAAACCCUGUUUUAAAACUCUACUUUGAAACCCUAACCCCGUUUUUAACCCCUACUUUGAAACCCUGUCCCUUUUUAAACCCUCCUUUGAGACCAUAACAGUUUUGAAACCCUACUUUGAAACCCUAACCCCGUUUUUAAACCCUACUUUGAAACCUGAACCCCGUUUUGAAAUCCUACUUUUAAACCCUGCUUUGAAACCCUAAACCCGUUUUGAAACCUGAACCCCAUUUUAAAACCCUAACCCUGUUUUGAAAUCCUAAUCCCGUUAUUAAACCCUACUUUGAAACCCUAACCCCGUUUUUAAACCCUACUUUGAAACCUGAACCCCGUUUUGAAAUCCUACUUUUAAACCCUAAACCCGUUUUGAAACCUGAACCCCGUUUUAAAACCCUAACCCUGUUUUGAAAUCCUAAUCCCGUUAUUAAACCCUACUUUGAUAACCUAACCCCGUUUUAAAACCCUACUUUGAAACCUGAACCCCGUCUUGAAAACCCGGUUUUGAAACCCUAAACCAGUUUUGAAACCCUACUUUGAAACCCUAAAUCUGUUUUAAUCCCUACUUUGAGACCAUAACACUGUUUCGAAACUCUUUGAAACACUAACCCCGUUUUAAACCUCUAAACCUGUUUUGAAACCCUAAUCCUUUUUUAAACCCUACUUUGAGACCAUAACCCUGUUUUGAAACCCUACUUUGAAAACUGAACCCCAUUUUGAAACCCUCAUUUGAAAGCCUAGCCCUGUUUUGAAACCCUACUUUGAAACACUAAACCAGUUUUUAAACCCUAAACCUGUUUUUAACCCAACUUUGAAACCCUAACCCCGUUUUGAAACCCUACUUUGUAACCCGAAACACCUUUUUAAAGCAGGCUGAAACCCUAAACCUGUUUUUAAACCCAACUUGAAACCCUAAAAGCAUUUUUAACUCCUACUUUGAGUUUUACAGAUACUCCAGGCACACAAGGGAGAAAAAACAAGAUGCAACUGAAUCAAAUUUAAUCACUUGAAUGCACUCUGUUGAUAGUGUUUGCUUGUCUUUUCCCGCUGUCGGCACUUUCGAGCUUCCACGUCCAAACGUAAAAAAUGUCAGUCAACUGUUGCCCCGCCCCCGAUGCGCACACCCUUUCUUCCCUCGCCCCCCGCCCCCUCCCCCCUCCCCCCUCCUCACAGGAUGCAGCUGUUAAUCUGUGCAAAACAAAAUCAAGAAUAAAUAACUUCAAGAAUGAUCAAACGGGUUCUCGGCUAAAUGUCUGUCAGGCAAGUUGCAAACAACAAAAAACUAGCGCGGUUUCCUUCUUGAUUAAAUAAGUACUGGUAAGUCCGAUGUGGACAAGUGCCCCUCGCCCCUCCGCAGCACACGCGCUCGUCAAGAUUCCGGGAAGGCGGGGACGAGUCGUCCGCGUGGGAUUUUCCUCAUCUCGUGCGCUUCGCUUCGCUUCGCUCGCUCGCUCGCUCAUUCGUCGUCGUCGUCGUCGUCCUCGCCGUCGGAGAGCGCGGCGCGCGGUCGCAUCUGCCGGUACGUGUCCAGCCACUUCUCCAGCAUCUGCGUGACCAGCGGGUGGUGGCGGCGGCGUGAGCUCUUCUGCACGGCGGCCAGCAUGCCGCCGUCCGUCACGCUGCAGUCCAGCCACGAGCGCAGAAGCUUCUCUUGCUGCUCCUCGUUGCCCGUCUGAGGGAAAGGCCAGCAGACGCUUUCAGGCGCGUAUUUUGGACCAAACUGACAUUUUAGGCUCGUUUUGGUCCUUUUCAGCGUUCCUUCUAUGACCUCAACUUUGAUUCCUACAAAAUCUGAACCGUAGUCAACCAAAGAAUAUUUUUACGAUCGAUUAGUAGAGAUUGACAUGUUUUUCCCCCCCAGGAAGCAGAUACUUAUUUGCUGUGAAAGGGAAAACAUUGCUCUCAAAAUGUUGAAGAAUACAAAUUGAAUUUUGUUGAUGAAAGAACUUUUCAGAUUUGAGGCACGUUAGCGUUCCCCCCCUCCCCCUUUUAGGCAACAGACAUCGUUGUUUUAAAAUUCCAACAAAAAAUGCAGGGAGCUCCCAGGCUCAGCAGCAUGUAUUAUGAAGGUCAAAGAAAAUGGAAGAAAAAGGCUUGCAAAUUAACUAACUCGACAGUAAAGAAAGCUUUCCAAACUUUCAAUAUCACUGAAAUGUUCAUCUUUCACUUAUCCUUGUUUGAAGUAAAAACAAAAAGUGCAAGAACUUCCAGGGUCAGCAGCUAAUCAAGUGAACUGAAAAUGUAAAUAAAUAGCUCCCUGAAAGAUUUAAAUUCAUUCAGAUUUCAAUUUAAAAAAGAGAGAAAUAAAAAAAGGACAACGCCAAUAUGCGUCAAAAUGCUGACUAUCGGCGGCGAUAAUCGGUCUAAAUCCUACCGAUUAUGCCAUUGAUGAACUUGGUCGAGUGCGUGAGCGUUUAUUGUUUUUGUCCACUUGAGGUCGGCAUUUUGACAUUCUGUUGUAGUAUCUGUGACUUUGAGUGUGUAUCUUUUUUGGAUUAAAAACACGCAAACAAAAAUGGCAGUAGUUUUUGGGAGUUGGAACGGAUUCCUGGAAUUUCAAUUCACUUCAAAGUCAGCGAACAGAGUUGUGUAAUUCAAUACUUUUAGUCUUCCUUUCAAUUAGCCACCCUCAAAAGCCAGAAAGACCCAGUGGCCUACCUCUUGCGCAGACAGGAAGUGGAUGUGCAG